Protopterus annectens (West African lungfish) is the source of this 993-nucleotide messenger RNA. It is a transcript of the gene FMC1, whose product is annotated as formation of mitochondrial complex V assembly factor 1 homolog. Lineage: Eukaryota; Metazoa; Chordata; Ceratodontiformes; Protopteridae. Bases 117 to 458 code for a protein of 113 amino acids. The transcript has 2 exons. The record is from RefSeq and is a predicted model, not a curated record. Gene Ontology annotation, cellular component: mitochondrion.
ACGGGUUAGGCGGAGUCAUUUUUGCGCAGCCGCAUACUGCACGACUUUUCUCUGUUACUCCUCUUCACCAUUUGAACUUGAAGUGCAAAUACAGUUUGGUGCUGAGGGGUACAGGUAUGGAAUUCCUUGGUUCUCCUCUUCGUACUUUAAGGGGACUGCUGCGAGAAUUGAGAUUUCUGCAUGAGACUACCGGCCGAAAUUACAGAGAUUCCAUGGCUUACAAGUAUAUAAUGGAUCACUAUCGUAAAAAUCAGGUGACCAGUGAGAAGCUGUGCCGUGCUCAGCAGGAAUUUCAUCACCAAGCUGCCACCUACCUGUGUCUACUCCGCAGUGUACGAGAGCAUCUAGCACUCCAUCAGCAAUAUCAUGCUAAAGGUGAAAGGUCACCCGAUGAGGUGUCCAGACUGGUUGGACUGCAGUUGCCUCAGCAACCUGGGGGAAAAGGUUGGGAAAAGUGAGCGUGUAGUGUCACAAUGGAAAUGCCGAAUGAGUUUAUGCAUUGUUAUUCUGAAGUAAUGCAUUACCGUGACCAGUUAAUGGUUUACAGUGUCAUUUUUGGAUGAUUAGCUGUGUUCUGAGAAGUGGCUUUACUCACUAUUGCCUGGAGUAACUCUGUUCAGGAUACCUUUUGAAGUAGUCACUUGCUGACAUCAACUUGAAGUCUGACAUCCUUGGAUUAUGCGUUGUUGUUGGCUGUUGCUGGAUAUAUAGAAAUAAAAUCACAAGCGGCUAUUUAAUUGAAUGGAUAUUUGUAGGAUAUCAGCCGGCUGAUUUGCGUGUGUGGCUGUAUGUCUACAAACAUACAAUAUGAUUACAAAAAUUCUGCUACAGUAGUGGAAAAUGUAUUAACAUGCUGUUUUUAUCCUUAAUUGCAGUCACUGUUUUAGGUAACUGAAAAAUGUAAAUUUGAUGGCGAAUGUUGCUCUGCAGACUGCUUUUCUUUUCUCUACCCACUUUGCGCACAACUUGACACAUUAAAGUUCUUAAUUCUCA